UUUAGCCUAGUCUGUAGGGAGCUGUUGUAGGAGUAAGGUGUGGUUAGUGUUGCUGCUGAUAAGGGCGGUCAGGUGCUUAUUACUCAUCACAGUGCGAUUUGGUGGACAUAGAUUUAAUUUGGACCUGGUAGGAUUUGAGGAUGUGAGCUGUCGUCGCAAUAAUACAAGUGUGAUCGUGAAAGCUUUCGAAUUCCUCUGAUCGUUUGAUUGAUUGCUGUAUGUCACAGACUGGCUUCACAACAAGGAUCAUCAACCUAGCACACAGUGUCGAAAAAGUAUCUCCACAAGGAAGCGAUCAGUUUCAAAUACCUUUAUGUAUCCAGAGCUUCCAGCAAAUAUAGCGUUUGGGUAUUUGUGCACCGGUGCUGUAACCGACCUUGCUUCAUUCUGGUUUAGUUCAGACGGCUGUUGUUGUUGGGAUUAUAGCCUUACUAACCCCUCCCUCAUCACAAACUGCGAUGCGCAUCUUUGAAAAGACCAGCCAGGCAGAAAAGCCUGAUCUGAUAAUUUAUUGAUGGUACUGAACUGAGAUUUGUUUGGUGACUGCAAACGUUUUCUUCAGUUGCGUGUAUUUCAGUGAACGAGGCUGAGUUAUCAGCCAAUUGGGACGAUAUCUAGUGCAUACAAAACAAGAAGACAUUAGGGCAAGUGAGACAUUACAAGUUAUCUUAAAGUAUUUUUUUUUGUGUGUGUUAUAUUUCCACGAACUGAUCAUCAUCAAAACACUGAGAAAAUGCCUAAAGUAUUUGGCUGGGCUAAAAAACUAUCUGGCCAUUCGUCGAAAAGUUCCAAACGAGAUUCCGAUUCUGAGAGCACAAGUUCAAGCGCAACACAAAGCCCCGAAAAGAAACCAAAGGCUUCAGAUGGUGACGGUUUCGUUCGCAACCCGACGUCCGAGAACAGUCAAAAUGUCGACAAAAAGUCACUUCCAACCAAACGACCAAGUUUUAUCAGGAGGUUAAGCCCGGAAAAACGAUAUUCCACAGAUAGCAGCAAAUUAUCGCCCGAAAAUGGCCUAGCUCCCGACAAGAAAGGUGGCCUGGAAAAAAGGCAUAAUUCAGACAGGAGAACGAGUCCUGAAAAGAGGCCCUCUGGGUUUGCUCAGCGGUUUGCCUCCUUUAGAAUCAGUAAGCUGGACAAAUCUUCGAAAGCUAAAAGGAAGAGUCCAGAACCAGAGUUAUCAGAAAGCACAGAAGUUCUUGAGCAAAAUAGUGAGACUGAACUACGUCAAGAUAAUGCGCCUUUGACAUGCACAGGCGCGUCCUCUCCGGUUACGGCGAAAGAAAAUGUGAUUACUGGAGCGGUUUCUGAUUCAGGUAAUUUGGCUGCAAAAGAAACAAGUACCAAUCCCGACAGAAUCUCGACUCUGGACCAAAAGAAUAAUUCUUCCAACGAGCCAGAUUUGAAUAAUGAUUUACCCAUUAUUCGUUCACAUAAUGACCAAAAUUCUAAUGACUCUUCAGUCAUAGAGAGAAAUAUAAAUCCGAGAACAUCAAGAGUUCCCGCAAGGCAGUCAAUAUCAGAAAAGCUUUAUGGGGAAGUCAUUAAAGAAUUUGACAAGAUUCGUACCACAAAGCCUAGAGUUCCCAAAAUUGAAUCCGAAGUCAGUACAAGUGAUGAUUCUCCGCGGAGUGCAUCGGUUAAAAGUGCCAAGUUAGACAGCGAUAACACUGAACAAUGUCCCAAUCAACAUGCUGAUGAUAAAAUCGCAAACAGCAGGUUCACAGUGUGCGCCGUUUGUGAAAUCGGGGACGAAAAGUCCGACUCUGGUGACAGUGAUAAAAAAGACCUUGUACCGGCACCAGAAAAUGCAAAGGAACAAAGCUGUAUUUCAGAGCACCCUCCAGAGGCUACCAAAUCAACCAACGAAGAUACUGCAGAAGAUCUGAAAGCAUCUGGUGCAUUUCCUUCUGGAGGUUCUAUCCCACUCCCCAUUGAUUUCAAGGAUCGGGCACCAUUAGCAUCGGAUGAUUUCUCGUUCAUCGAUGACGAGGAACCAACGGAAAUCUCAGAGAAUGAGCUAGAUACAGAAACCUGUGAGAGCAAUACUGAUGUCAAAAUAGAAUCUGAAAAAAAUGAAGGUGAUCUCACCCCUGACUCCUUUCAAGCAUCGUCCGAAACACAUGAAACAACUACGGAGGAGGAUCACGUGAUUACAGAGGAACUCUCAGCUUCUUCGAAUUGUCAAGAGAUGCCAUCUCCCGCCUCAGGGGAGCACGAUCUCCUAAGUAGCGAGGAUUUGUCACACGAUAAGUCAGUAAGCCCUGUUGAAGAGGUGAAAGAGAGUGAGUCAUCCAUAUCAUGUGAUGGUCAAAAUAUCAAUCAUUUGAUUGCUGAACCUUACAGUAAUGGCUCAGAAUCCUUAGAAAGUAGACCAAACCAGAGUGUUGAGCAAGAAGAUAAUGGAGACAUACAUUCACCCGAACUUUCUGUGAAUGGAGAAUGUAACAAAAUAGUUUCAGAGGAAAGACUAAGUUUUUCAGAGGAUUCUAAAGAUAAUCAUGAAAACAUUCCUAAAGGAACAAGCACAGCACAAGAUGACACAGUGAACACAGAUGCUGAUGACGAGGAACUGGCAACUUCUUCUUCCUGUAAAAUCAACGGUAAUGGCGAGUUAACAACUAGUUCUAAUCCUCAGUUAGACGAAGAUGAAAAGAAAUCUGAAAAUGUAGAUUCUUCUCCCUCAAACAAUAGCUUUGCAUCAGAGGAAAUGAAAGCGGAGAAUGGAGUGACAUUCAAAGAUGAGAUGCUGGCUCUUUUGGAUAAAACAUUCCUUGGUGGCAAUGCAGACAGUUUGGCUGAAACUGAGGGUGAAACCAAACAAGAAAACAAUAACGACGGAUCACCAAGUAAAACAGUCAAUGUUCUGACUGAGACAGAGCCUAAAAUAGACUCUCCCCUUGAUGGCGGCCCAUAUGAUAGCAAGUUGACUUUACAAGAAGUGGAGAGUCAGUCGUCUUACGAGAAUGACAGCGAGUCUGCCAGUGAAUGCAAAGUAGACUCAAAUAAAGUAGCGAGAGAAAACCUAGAUAUAUCUGUACCAGAGAGAAAGAUAAGCAUGCCGGCACCACGUACUUGUGCGUAUAAUAGUGAUAGGCAAACAGAUGAUAAUAGCAGUUUCGAUGAGAGCUACGAGGAAUCUUAUAAAGAAGGUAGAGGGUCGUCACUACCCUCAUCCCCUCUUGCCCCGCGUCGUAAGAAGAAACCUCAUCCUGUACCUGCAGCUCGCACAUUUUACACACUAGGCUCUAAAUCGAGUUUGUCAAGUAUAUCUGGCAGUGCUACUCCUGACUGUCAAGACCAGAGAAGCGGUUCCUGUAAUACUCCUCCUCCAAGGCCUCCAGCACCUUCCAUGUCUCCUGACAAGCCACCUAUACGAAAAAGGUCAUCAACUGUACCCUGCAAAACAAGUGAAACAUCAGACUUCAGUUCGACACGAGCUAAGGCUGUCUGUUCAUCAAAUGGAGAGAGUUCAGCCGCCAAAAUGGUCUCGACAGAUAGCACGAUAGAUACUUCGUCUGACAGCAAGUCACUGAAUCCAUUUGAAAGUGACGAUGACGAGGAAACAAGCAGUACCAAGGAUGAGCCCAAAGUAGACACGCAGUCUUAUAAGUCCUCUAAAGAUCCACUUAACCCAUUUGACAGUGAGGACGAUGAAGUUGAAGAAACAGUGAAACCAGAUCAUGAAGAAAGGAAACGAGUAUUACCUCCAGCAGGUUACAACCCAUUUGAUGAAGAGGAUGAAGAAAACGAAGAGAACGAGGCGCCCAAGACUACAAGUAAAGAUGUACCAACGAAUCCUUUUGAUGAAGAAGAUGAAGUAAAAGCAAUGACGCCCAGAGGAUCUCUUUAUCAACACACAUUCGUAACACCUGACUCCUCACCAUUCCGGAGGGAAGGCACGAGAGCUUCGCUGCCAAGUUCCGGACGAAUUCUUUACAGCAAAAAGAAACGGCAGGCACCUUUACCACCGGGCUACGGGAGUUCAGGCACAGUGAGCGCAUGCGCCACGCCGCUCCUCCCGAGCCGGACGGCGCUCUUCCGAGGCGAUUCCUACAGCUCCCUUGACCGCAGUAGUUUGAGGAAGAGCUCCGCCACAUCCUACAGCACGCUAUCCUUAACGUCGCCGAAGAAGACGCCUCCUCCAAGACCACCUCCUCCUAAAGCCAGAGCAAUUAGUCUGGCGCAGUUGAAGUAGAUAUCGGACAGCUUAAAGUGACUGUGCUUAAAAUCAUACCAAUUUCUUGUUAUGUACUUCUAAGUCAUUGUUAGUCUCAACAAAUAUCCUCAAAAUAUUUAUCGUUAGCAGACUUUUAAUGAAAACAAAUUUUAGAAAUUAAUGUGAAUUGGUCGAAGCUUUAAUACAAAAAGAAAAACGCGAACUUCAAUGAAGAUGACACUGGCGUGAGUAUUUACCUAAUUGCCUGGCCAGCUUUGUCUCCUUGUUUUAAUUUACCUCGUUUUGACUCGGAAAUGUCCCAUAGCAUUCCACGAGCACAGCAGGUAUGGGUUUAUGAUGUAGACCAUAUAUUCUUAUCUGCAUUUUACGAUUUAAACUUCUCAUUAAUCUCACCUUCUUUUUACAAAGUUGCCAGGUAGCAAUUCAUCUGUAUUGGAGAAAUAUAUUUAUUUUCUGAA
Molecule: messenger RNA, 4638 nt
Organism: Macrobrachium nipponense
Lineage: Eukaryota; Metazoa; Arthropoda; Malacostraca; Decapoda; Palaemonidae
Product: dentin sialophosphoprotein-like
Exons: 5
Coding region: 734-4198 (1154 amino acids)
Source: RefSeq, a predicted model, not a curated record